Molecule: messenger RNA, 414 nt
Organism: Penicillium waksmanii
Lineage: Eukaryota; Fungi; Ascomycota; Eurotiomycetes; Eurotiales; Aspergillaceae
Product: tubulin-binding prefolding complex subunit GIM3
Exons: 4
Coding region: 1-414 (137 amino acids)
Biological process (GO): protein folding
Cellular component (GO): prefoldin complex; cytoplasm
Source: RefSeq, a predicted model, not a curated record
AUGAUGCAACCUCGCAUGCUCUCGCGAGAGGAAGAAGGCCUCGGUGGCAGCGACGAGAAUGAAGUUCGCCGCGAGGAUCAAGAGAAGAUCAAUCGAUUCAGCCGAUUGCACCAGCGUGAAGCCACACUAGAGGAUCAGCUCAAGGCCAAGCAGAAGGACAAGGAAGACUUGGAGGAAAUCUCCAUGGAACUCGAACUAGCCGAUGAAGAUGAACUCGUCCCCUACAAAAUCGGAGACUCCUUCUUCCAGCUUCCUCUCGCAGAUGCCCAGUCCAUGCUCACCACAUCCACAGAGCAGAUUGACACCGACGUCUCCAAGCUUGAGGAUUCCAUGGGUGAGAUCCGCGAGGAAAUGCAGCAACUCAAGGUUGCCUUGUAUGCGCGAUUCGGACGCAGUAUCAACCUGGAGACCUAA